AUAAUUCCCAGGAUUGCGGUGGAGGGAGGGUUAUGCAAGUACUGCACAGUAACGAGGUAAACAGUUGACUGCAGCCGAAUCACCUACAACUGCAGUUAUUUAGUUCUUCAGAAAAUAUAAAGGGGAAGUGUGUGUUUUACGAGCCCCUGAGACUGAGAGGUAAGAGGCAGAUCUCCAGUGGCGACAGUUGAGGAGAGCAGCUCAGAUCAAGCAGGCAGGAUGCAGAAGGUUAUUCGCAUUGCAUAUCUAAUCUUGGUUCUGGACAUUACCUCUCUGUUUGCCCAGUUUUCCAUUACACCUUAUUUGGCAAAACGGCUGGGGUUCAAUACCAUCUGGUUUGGGUACCUGCAAACCACAGUAGGAAUAAUCCAGCUUUUGGGUGGACCUGUCUUUGGCAGGUUUGCGGAUCUGCAUGGCGCUCGCGCUGCCCUCACCCUGUCCAGCCUGUCUUCAGCUGUGUACUUUGUGAUUCUGGGCUGCUCCACUAAUGUGCCUCUUCUGUUCAUUUCCAAGCUGCCGGCCGUAUUCAUGCAUGGAAUGCCAGGUGUGCAGAUGGUUGUGACGGACCUGACUGAGCCAGGGAAUCGAGCCAGUGCUCUGGGGAGACUGGGGCUGUGCUUCGGAGUUGGCAUGAUCAUGGGCUCAUCGCUCGGGGGCACUCUCAGCACACGAUACGGGGAAUCCUUUGCAGCGUUUGUUGCAGCAGCAGGGAGUCUCCUCAACGCCGCUCUGGUGGUGAAAUUCAUUCCUGCCCACACCAAGAAACGGGCAGAAACAGAUAGUGCCACCGCCACGGACAAAAAUCUGGCGGUGGGAGCGGAAUCUGUGUUCAGCCUGAGUGACAUCACCGGGCUGAUGAGGUUCCCUGGAGUUCGGGAGAUGUUCACCAUCAAGAUCAUUUCAGGACUGCCUUCAGUUGUCUUCCAGGUUAUGUUCUCCAUCAUUGCCAUGAAUUUCUUCCAGCUUAAGGCUGAGCAGACAGGGUACCUUUUGUCCUACUUUGGGCUCGUCCAAAUGGUUAUGCAGGGUGGUGUCAUUGGAAGGUUGACGGGUAAAUAUUCUGAAAGAACGCUGCUCCUGCUGUCAAUAGGCACUGCUAGCAUUGUGGGUUUGGCUCAGGCACUGAUGACAAAUGUACAAGAGUUCUGUGCAGUUGUCAUACCAAUGAUGUUUUCUCUGUGUACAUUCAACGUCAUUACAGACACCAUCUUAACCAAGAGUGUUCCCUCUUCUUACUCUGGUACAAUGCUGGGGCUUUGUUCCUCAGUCCAGGCACUGCUCCGGACUGUUGGUCCAACCAUAGGAGGAUUUUUAUACCAGAAUUAUGGCGUCUUGUCAUUUGGUUACAUACAGUGUUCAGUCAAUCUGCUGCUCUUUCUCUACCUCUUGAAAAGCAACUUCAGAAAAACUGAAGAGUAUCAAAGUUGAAUGUUGAACCAUAUAACAAUUUGUUUAUGUGUAUAAUGUUCAUUAGCUCAAAAAGAAUUUAGUAUAAUUUAAGUACAUUGUGUUGGUCUUUGGAGUACCGAAACAUCAAAACAAGCUUACCACAAUGCUUUGUUCUCCCCAUAUGGUUUACCAUAAUAGCGACUGUAAUGUUUUAGGAUUUACCUAAACUUGAUAAUAUAUCUUUAUUUAAUUUCAUGCAUUUAUAUUAUAUAUACCUGCCAUCCUUACUAACUGUUUGUACAGUGUAACGCCAAAAUUUUUCCCCACAAACAGCCUUCAGGAGUAUUUCUGCUGGAAUAGUUUGUAAGCAUGGCAGAUCCAGAAUUUUAAAUAAGAAUUCAAUAUUGUAGCUGAGCCCAUUAACUGAGUUACCAGACUCCUAUUAGCUUUAUAAAGUAGUAUUUGAAAUAAGCAGUUUGGUUUUACUGGCAUCUUUCCAGAUUUAAAGUAAACCUGUUUGUCUGUAACUGCUCUUUUUAAAACCCACCAUUGAAACUGUUACCUGCAGUUUCAUUUCUGUAUCUGCAUCUAUGAUUCUAUUAUUCUGCUACAUUCCUGGAAAUGUGACUAGCUAUCAUCUGGGAGUAAUUAUCAUUUUAACAUAUAAAUAAGCACAUCACAUGUUGUUUUUAUAGAAACAAGCAGUAUGCUAUAAAAUCUAUUUCACAACAACAGGAAAGCAAACUGCUGUGAUUCACAACUUCUAAUAAUAUACAGAUGCAUGUCCAAUGACUCAGGAGUGCCCUUCACAGAUAGUAACGACGUCUAUCGAAACAGGCCUCUAACUGUUCAAAGCGACUGAGCCUGGUGAUUCCGAUAAUUAAAUUAUUGAUUAGAGGCUUUAACUUUGAUUGCAACAUUCUCUCUCACACGCUCUUUUGCCUCAGUCUGCUUUUUAAAAUGAAGCCAUACAGCUGUUUUCUCCCUUAACAGAGUGGAAAAUUAACGUAAAUAUUGAAGAUUUAACAAAUUGUCGAUAUUAUCACACUAAAUUGAAUAUUGUUCCUACCCUACCUGAGCUAAUGACAAAGUUUGACCCAACAGUGAUUAAGAGGUCUUUUUAAAUAGCCCUCUGACUACCGCGCAAAUAGAAUGUUUGUGUUCCUGCUUUGCUGUGGUAAAAAUGGCUCUUCUAUAUCAUUCUGUUGAAAACAUUCGGAGAUGCUCAAAUGACCAAAGGCACUGAAAAUGUUAAACAAACCUAUCUCUAUACGAAGGUCCCAAGCCAAUGAGGUAACCAAUUAACGCAAGAGGAAGUCUUUUAAGACCAGUUUUCACUUCUUAAACACACCACAAAAACACAAUUUCAACAGGAAGCAGUGAUAUUAAAAACCGAGCAGAAAACCCACCUAAAUCUGUGUUCUUUAAUGCCCUCCAGAUUUUAUUUUGUAGCUUAACAACACAGUCACCCUCAUGUUUGAAGAUAGUAAUUUUGUAAUAUCUUCAAACUACUUAACGUACCAUGAAAGUACCUAGUAAUUAGUUGUUUAGAAGACUGUGGUUAUUUAAACUUACAGUACUAGUCCAAGUCAUUUUUAGUGCAACAUAUCCUGGCCAUGUAUUUUUUUUAAUAGAUGGUGGUUAAUAGCUGCAGUGCUUCACGUUUAUUUCAAUCCCUCACUGAUUCUUUCAAAGACUGCUUUAAUCUGCUUUCUUUUGAUCAGCUGGCGGUCAGGUAGCUAUUCAAAGCUUGCACAUCAGUCAAAGAAGAUAAUGUUAGUUUAAUUUGUUCCUCCAGGGCAUUUUAGAUUCUUCAACGUGUGUGUUUUGGGUGGGGGAUAUCAUUAAAGGGCUUCUACUGUAUACACACAGUACAAAAGUAAUAUAGAUCCACCUCCACUGCAUAUCCUGGUCAAUUACAAUUUUAAAAAGACUUUUACCAUGUAUUAUAAAAUGUAUAAUAAUCAUACAAUUGGGGACCAUUGUCAUACUUUCUAAAUUUCCCUACAGAGUUUGAAUAACAUGACCUCAAAAAUAAUUAACUGUGUCAUGAUGACUGAUAUUGGCAUAAGAAAUACAGUAUGUGUAUGCACGACCACUUAUAGAAUAAGUGAAACAUUUAGAGGGGUAGGGAAACCGAGCGGGCAGACAAUGUGUUACAUUAAGAGUAAGGACUGCUGGCAGCGGCCGGUCCGCAAUACAAUGUAACCUCAUCAUCCACCUACUGCCCAUUAGACUCUUGAAAGCCUUGAAAACUUCUGUUCACAUUUUCUCAGCUGGUCUGAUUGUGGACAGGCAAGUUUGGAAGAAUGGGCGUCGCCUUUUACUGUAGCAUAGGAACAUGAAUCCUGUGCAACAGGAAAUACUGACAAACACAAAGGAAACCCAAAGCCAACCAGCUCUUAAGUCAUUUUGUGAAAUCUGAAGCAAAAUGCAUGAAUUCUAUUAUAUUUUUAAAUACAAAUCCUAUAUGCAUUUGGUUUAAAUGCACAAGAGUCAAAGGUUAAUAAUCCUGAAGUGUAUUUCAGAUAAAUUGAUGAGGUACAGCGACUGUCCUCAUUUAGACCUGGUGGUUUUCAGCCUCAGACACACCCUUUUAAUUACUUCCACAUUCUCUACUAAAACACUGGAGGCAUGGCAACAAUCAGACAGGAAUGUAUCACAGCUGUAAUACUUCUCAGGUAGAGAACUGCUUUCAAAGGCUUUACCACACCAAGAAAAGUCUUAUCAAACUCGCUAUCACAAGAAGAAUGAGUCACUUAACAAUGGGCAAGGUUAGAACUCUGAUAAGACCUGUAAAAGUGUAACUCAUUGUGACUCAAUGGCAUCGGUACUCUGUCUUUACAUGCUGUAACAAGCGCACCUCAAUACUGACCUGAAAAACCCCCUGCCCUGUACUUCAUCUUCACAAACAUUGUAUGGUUACUUUGUGAUGUGCAAUAAAUUGUCUAAAGCAAAAAAUCACUUUCAAUGGUGCACAUUGAUAUUGUAUGUCUACAUUCGAGGCUCCACUUUCCACAUGUAUAAAUAAUACAGAUGAACCUCAAACUAAAAUAACUAAUGUAGUAUUGUAUAUAAUAUAGGAAGUUGUUUCUCAAUUUUCUAGCAGGUAGAGGUACACCUUAGUCAGACUGUUGUAGGUGUAAAACAUGAGACCGAUUGAAUACGUUCUUUCUUCAGAAUAAAAUAAAAACGGUGUAGGAGUCACUGAACGAACAUCUAGGGUGUAGUCAUAUAGAGUUCUGACAAAUUAAAAGCAUUUCACUUUGAAAAGAGAAAAAGCUUUGCAAAUUACUAUU
Molecule: messenger RNA, 4688 nt
Organism: Polyodon spathula (Mississippi paddlefish)
Lineage: Eukaryota; Metazoa; Chordata; Actinopteri; Acipenseriformes; Polyodontidae
Gene: slc67a1
Product: solute carrier family 22 member 18
Exons: 11
Coding region: 220-1428 (402 amino acids)
Biological process (GO): transmembrane transport
Molecular function (GO): transmembrane transporter activity
Source: RefSeq, a predicted model, not a curated record